AUGUCACCUGAUGAUUUUGAAUUCCUUUGCGGGGAUGUGAUAAGACAAGGAGAAGAUGCUGAGAAGUUGUUAUUAAUACAGUAAGAAAAAAUAUUUUCCAUAUUAAUGUUUCCAUAUACUGUAUGUGUACUGUAGACCAAGCUAACUUUGCAGAAUCUGUUGUGGGAUAAUUGUUUCAAUAAUAUUAUAACUUUAUCCUGCAACAGGCCUUCAAAUGCAUGUACCGGCACAAUAACGGAUCCGAAUUAUUGCAGUAGUUACACAAUACCGGACUCGCUUCUCAUGGUCAUAACAUUGAAUUUUGCAUUUUUAAAGAUGUCUUACUGUACCUCCUACUCAAUAUAUUGCAAUAGCAUUUCAAAAUACCAUGAAAACUGUACAAGGCAUGCUCCCAAAUGUUGAUAUUAACUAAAAGUGUGCAGGUCAAAUGUUCAUGUGAACUAAAAAGCGAAUUUUGUAUUGUGCAUGUAUUAACCACCGCUGCCUAUUUUGGAUAUUUAAUAAUAUGACUACUACUGUAAAUAUAAAGGCAGGAUAAACUACUGUAUACAACUUUUGCCUAAAACUGUCGCAUACAACCUGCAUAUAUAUAUAUAUAUGUACAACUUGAGUGUCUGGGUAAACCAAGCACACAACUAUGGCUAUGACAACGUAUUAAAGCGAAUUUAAUACAGUCAGUCAACUUGUGUGCUUGAUAUUUUACACAGUACAACUCAAGUUGUACAAGCAGGUUGCAUAAGGCAAAAGUUGUGUAGUGUAAAUCUGCCUUAACACACAAAACACUCACCAAAUAUCCAGCUAAUAAUAUAUGCAGAUAGCCAAUCUCCACAAUUUUGAAAGGUCUUUCGCCCAUGUUUUUUAUUAUUAUGCAUAUUUAAUAUAUUAUAAUACGGUAGUAUUAAAUUUGCUACAUUUAAAUUGAAAAAGUAACAAUAUUUUACGUGUAAACAAAAAUUCCUUAUAAAAUUCCUUAAAAAGUUUCAAUUUUCCUCAAAGGAAUUUUCAAUAAUUUCUGAAGAUACCAUUGAAAUGCUGCCUCGUCCCCAGGCGCUAAUAAAAAAAAUUUCAUGCGAGUCACUAUAUGAAAGGUUUACAUGAAGUAGUGCGUCACAUUCUAGGCGCGCAAAAGGGGAGUGGGAUAUGAGCGUUCUGGUUAGCGCCUGGCCGAUCUUGUAUAAAUAGCUGUCGAACAUACAAGUAAACAACAGAUCUAAAUAUAAAUCCCUUCAUGUAUAUCACCACAAAGAAAUAAAGCUAUCCUUAUCUGAAUUAUUCAAAAUAUUGUCGAUCGUUUGCAUCGUGAAAAUCAAACAUACUGCAUGUAAAUAAGCACGUAACUGAAAUCCUGAGACGAAUCUUGCAAAUGCAAUUCAAAAUAAAGUCGCAUCGCUCCCUUGUUUAAAAAACGUCUUGUAGCUGUAUAUUUUUAAAAUAAAUUGCUCAAUUUUGAUGCCUCAAGCCCAUAACCCCCUGCGCUUGUUCAUCGCGAUGCACUACUUCAUGCACUACUUCAUGAAAUUUUUAAUUAGCGCCUGGAGACGAGGCAGAUUGAAAUGUAAGAAAUUACAUAAAUAGAAAGUGGAAAUUUAAAGUGGAAAGUGGAAAAUAUUUCACUCAGUCAAUGGUGUGAUUAAAACUGUUUUAUGGCUAAUUUGGUAAUAUUUGGCUAAUACAACGAGCGUGCACAUGUUCAAUAAUAAGUUAUGAUUUUAUAUUUUAAAGGUAUGUUGACUGGCUGGUGACAACUUUUAAUGAGGAAUUACCGGAUGAAAACUGGAGGAUACCAGACCCUCACCCAUCUGCUGUUAGUGCUACGACAGUGGAUAAUCGUGACAAUGAUUAUCACAGGUUAGUUAAUACUGUAGAAAGACACACUAGAUGCAGUCCAGCGUAUUGCUUGAAACAGAAAAGAGUGGAUCUGCUUGCAGAAUGCAGAUUUGGUUUUCCAAAGCCAUUACAAGAAGAAACAGAACUGAGUCUUGAGCUGGUGGUAAGUAAGAAUACUAAGUCUGUUGAGUCAGAGUUACAUACCAAACGAAAUGAUCAAAGAUUAAAUUCGCAUAACAGGGUGAUGCUCGAAAACUGGCGGGCAAAUGUAGAUUUGCAAGUCAUUGUAGAUGAGAAGGCUUGUGCAAGAUACAUGGCCAAGUAUGCUGCGAAAGGAGAACCCCGAUCAAAAUCGGCGUCAGAAAUACUAAAAUUGUCUGUGUCCUCAUUACAGAAUGAUAAUCAAGUCUCUUCGGCCUUCAAGAAAGCAAUGAUCCAAGUUGCUGGGGAUAGAGAUAUGGCAGCACAAGAAACUGCGCAUAUGUUACUUAGUCUACCGCUGGUUGGCUGCACAUUUAGUUUUGUUACUAUUUCUUUAGAUAACAGCAGGAAGGUUAAUAUUGAUGCAGAAAACGAAGGCGAUGAGGUACUUCAAAAAUCUGCACUACAAGAAUGUGGAGAACGUGCAAAAUUGAAGAGUAGGUAUACAGGCUUGUCUCAGCUAAAUCUGAUGCAAUAUAUGUCACAGUACACCAAAGUCAGAGGUGAGUUGACAAAACGAGCAAAUCCGUACAUUGUCAGAACAUUUCCAAAGAUUUCCGCUACUGCAAAUAUCAGCUGA
Molecule: messenger RNA, 2608 nt
Organism: Paramuricea clavata
Lineage: Eukaryota; Metazoa; Cnidaria; Anthozoa; Malacalcyonacea; Plexauridae
Source: the annotation of a GenBank genome assembly